Hipposideros armiger (great roundleaf bat) is the source of this 4993-nucleotide messenger RNA. RefSeq names its product PHD finger protein 21A (gene PHF21A). The transcript has 20 exons. Gene Ontology annotation, biological process: negative regulation of transcription by RNA polymerase II. Lineage: Eukaryota; Metazoa; Chordata; Mammalia; Chiroptera; Hipposideridae. The record is from RefSeq and is a predicted model, not a curated record. Bases 1438 to 3576 code for a protein of 712 amino acids. Gene Ontology annotation, molecular function: chromatin binding. Gene Ontology annotation, cellular component: histone deacetylase complex.
GGCCCUGGUAGGGGAGGGGUUGAUAUCGAGAUUGGGCACCGGGGGAAGAAUGUCUCCUUUCAACUUUGUCUGUGGCUUGCACCCCGGGAGAAGGCCACACGCCGGUUGUGGGGUGCAGAUGUGCCGAGAGUGAUUUCUAAGUAGUUGAGUUGUUGAGAUGAGGUUACGACUGCUCAUGGUCGGUAGGUUUUGUUUUCAUUGGUGAAUCUGGUGUCAUCAUAUUCCGGUCAUAUGUUGAAAUAUUCUUUGUUUAGGUCUUGAAGUAGAGGAUCUCACUCUGCACGUCCACACUGUGUUGUUUUUAAAUGAUGUCUCUCUCUGCAUGUGUGGCUUUCUAGAAUUUCAAAUGUGAGUUGAGGUCCGGCCGUGUGUGGGCCUCAGCACUGGCCUUGACAGUGAACUUUGUGGCUGUGUUUUGGAUUUCAAAGAUUUGCCCCCUAGCCGGGGAGCAAGUUGUGCAUUUUUGUUAAAAUAGGUGUCAGGAAUGAUGCUUUAGCUGGGGACAUUGGAGAAAGAAGAACAUUUAUAUAUUAAUAAUUGAUAGCUGAAUAUUAGAAUCAGAUUAAUUUGGGCCGAUGAAAGUUUUUUUGUAUUUUUUUUAAAGGAGUUGUGCACUCUAGGAAGGAAGCAUUUUUACAGUCACACUUUAUAGGGUUUUUUAGGGCGGGGAGCUGGAAUAUCUCCUUAUGUAGAGGAUGCUCAUCAACAUCUGUAGCUUCAUUGAGGGCCUGGUAAAGAGACUGAAAUUGGGGCUAAGACAGCUAAGUGUACUUUUCAGUGUUUAUGAUGUUUGUUUAUAUUUGGUGUUCACUUAUGUUUGGGCAGUAGAAAUAAAUAGGUCAGCGUUUCACUUGGUUUUGAAGACUAGCCCCCUCCCCCCUUUUUUUAAGUUUCACAAUUUACUUGGUUUCACAGUAUUGUAGGAAACUGUUAGUACAUUUGUACUGGAAAUACUGUUAUUCAUUUUGAUUUUGCUUUGAAGAGUCCAUCCUUUCCCCCAUUCAAUCAUCUGGAAGAAGCUGCCUUAGAAAUACUCUUCUUCUGCUUACAUGAAGAGCUCUAAUUGCUAUCCAGCAGGAGGUGCUACAGCAAGAUUAAGCAAACUGAAUUUUCAGGGUCUUGCUACUUAUGACAGCUCUACUUAGCUUCAACUAAGCAACAGGAUUAACACCUUAAAGUUCCAGAGAGAUUUGAGGAGCAAGAGAGCUGAAGGAGAGCCAGUUUCCCCCAAAUUGGACUUCUCAGAACCUUUAAUAUGCUAAUGUGCAUUGUGACUCUCCAAGAGGGGGAUAUGAUAUGCAGCAUUCUUGAAUACUUCUAAUGACAGGGAGCCCACUACCUCAUAAGCUGCAGUGAGAAGAGGAGUUUGUUAUUUUAAACGGAGGCUGAAGAAACUGUAGAAUUAGCAGACAUAAGAGAAAGUGGAGAAGGUAGAGGAUGGAGUUGCAGACUCUACAGGAAGCUCUUAAAGUGGAAAUUCAGGUUCACCAGAAAUUGGUUGCUCAAAUGAAGCAGGAUCCACAGAAUGCUGAUUUAAAGAAACAGCUUCAUGAACUCCAAGCCAAAAUCACAGCUUUGAGUGAGAAACAGAAAAGAGUCGUUGAACAGCUACGGAAGAACCUGAUAGUAAAGCAAGAACAACCAGACAAGUUCCAAAUACAGCCAUUGCCACAAUCUGAAAACAAACUACAGACAGCACAGCAGCAACCACUACAGCAGCUGCAGCAACAACAGCAGUACCACCACCACCACGCCCAGUCGGCUACACCCGCUCCCAGUCUGACUGCAUCACAGAAGACUGUAACUACAGCUUCUAUGAUUACCACAAAGACACUACCUCUCGUCUUGAAAGCAGCAACUGCGACCAUGCCUGCCUCUGUUGUGGGCCAGAGACCUACCAUUGCUAUGGUGACCGCCAUCAACAGUCAGAAGGCUGUGCUCAGCACUGAUGUGCAGAACACACCAGUCAACCUGCAGACGUCUAGUAAGGUCACUGGGCCUGGGGCAGAGGCUGUCCAAAUUGUGGCAAAAAACACAGUCACUCUGCAGGUUCAGGCAACACCUCCUCAGCCCAUCAAAGUACCACAGUUUAUCCCUCCUCCUAGACUCACUCCACGUCCAAACUUUCUUCCGCAGGUUCGACCGAAGCCUGUGGCCCAGAAUAACAUUCCUAUUGCCCCAGCACCUCCUCCCAUGCUUGCAGCUCCUCAACUUAUCCAGAGGCCCGUCAUGCUGACCAAGUUCACCCCCACGACCCUCCCUACCUCCCAGAAUUCCAUUCACCCCGUCCGUGUCGUCAAUGGGCAGACUGCAACUAUAGCCAAAACGUUCCCCAUGGCCCAGCUCACCAGCAUCGUGAUAGCUACUCCAGGGACCAGACUCGCUGGACCUCAAACUGUACAGCUUAGCAAGCCAAGCCUUGAAAAACAGACGAUAAAAUCCCACACAGAAACAGAUGAGAAACAAACAGAGAGCCGCACCAUCACUCCACCUGCUGCACCCAAACCAAAACGGGAGGAGAACCCUCAGAAACUUGCCUUCAUGGUGUCUCUAGGGUUGGUAACACAUGACCAUCUAGAAGAAAUCCAAAGCAAGAGGCAAGAGCGAAAAAGAAGAACAACAGCAAAUCCAGUGUACAGCGGAGCCGUCUUUGAGCCAGAGCGUAAGAAGAGUGCAGUCACAUACCUGAACAGUACAAUGCAUCCUGGGACCCGGAAGCGAGCCAAUGAGGAACACUGGCCAAAGGUAUGUAAGACCAUUUUCCCCCUUUCUUUCCCUCCCCCUUUUUCCCCUUUUGUUCCCUUCUCUUGGUAUAUAGGUCGUCCUCCAAAAUACAAUGCAGUGCUGGGGUUUGGAGCCCUUACCCCAACAUCCCCCCCAUCCAGUCAUCCUGACUCCCCUGAAAAUGAAAAGACAGAGACCACAUUCACUUUCCCUGCACCUGUUCAGCCUGUGUCCCUGCCCAGCCCCACCUCCACAGACGGUGAUAUCCAUGAGGAUUUUUGCAGCGUUUGUAGAAAAAGUGGUCAGUUGCUGAUGUGUGACACGUGUUCCCGUGUGUAUCACCUGGACUGCUUAGACCCUCCUCUAAAAACGAUUCCCAAGGGCAUGUGGAUCUGUCCCAGGUGUCAGGACCAGAUGCUGAAGAAGGAAGAAGCAAUUCCAUGGCCUGGAACUUUAGCAAUUGUUCAUUCCUAUAUCGCCUACAAAGCAGCAAAAGAAGAAGAAAAACAGAAGUUACUUAAAUGGAGUUCAGAUUUAAAACAAGAAAGAGAACAACUAGAGCAGAAGGUGAAACAGCUCAGCAAUUCUAUAAGUAAAUGCAUGGAGAUGAAGAACACCAUCUUGGCCCGGCAGAAGGAAAUGCACAGCUCCCUGGAGAAGGUAAAACAGCUGAUCCGCCUCAUCCACGGCAUAGACCUCUCCAAACCUGUAGACUCUGAGGCCACUGUGGGGGCCAUCUCUAAUGGCCCGGACUGCACCCCCCCUGCCAACGCCACCACCUCCACGCCGGCCCCCUCCCCCUCCUCUCAGAGCUGCACAGCGAACUGUAACCAGGGCGAAGAGACUAAAUAACAGAGCCCUGCCAGGAGAAGCCACGGGGUCCCGGCAGCAAGGAGAGCGAAACACUGAAGACUCUAGAAAAGCAAAGCCGGAUUUCUUCUGGAAAGUACAGAAUUCUUUUGGUUCUUUGGUUCCAGAGAGAGAGAAGAUGCUUGUGCCAGGUGGCACCAGAGUUUGCCAAUUGAUCCUUCUUAUUCUGUGUGUACAUGCAAAGAUUGGACCAUGUUACAUGAAAUAGUGCCAGCUGGAGGUUCUUUGCCAGCACCAUGCCAAGUGAAAUAAUAUAUUUACUCUCUCUAUUAUACACCAGUGUGUGCCUGCAGCAGCCUCCACAGCCACGAUGGGUUUGUUUUUGUUUUGUUGGGUGGGAGCAGGGACGGGCCGAGGGAGGAGAGCAGGUUUCAGAUCCUUAUUUGCCGAGCCGUUUGUAUAGGUAGAGGAGACAAGUCCAAAGAGUGUGUGGGCUUUCCUGUUUCUCAACUUUCACUACUAUAAAACCAAAAAAAGGAAAUUGAGAUUUAAGCAACCCCAGUGCCCAGAGGAGGGAUGGGGAGGGAGCGGGAGGGAGCCGGGGUGGGAAAAGUAUAUCAAAUAAGCAGUAUUUCUCCUUGUCUGGGGUGGGGCACAGUGCACGGAGAGGGGGACACACCAAGGACAGCCGCCGGGUCCUUCUCCCCAGCACUCCGCUCUCCCGCCGUGGGCGCCCCCCACCACUCCCAAACUUCCUUCCCUGCUUUGGCAAAUUGGUGCGCGUCCGCGUGGAUGGUCGGGUUUCCUUCCCUCUCCAAGAACAAGCAGAGCCAGGUGCAGCCGGCCCUCAGCCCAGGGCAGGGAGGAAGGGUGUGUGUGUGUGUCGAGGAAGGAAAAAAGGUGGAUCAGUGAUUUUACUUGAAAACAAGCUUCAUCCCUUUUCUAUAUUUAUAAGAAGAUCCUGAGCGAAGCAGCACGCGACCCAGGUGUGUGUGAAUUGAAUGGAGACAUUUUUUUUUUUUUUAGUUUUUGUUUUUGGGUUUUUUUCUUUAAAAAAAGUUUUAUUUUGUUGUUUAUUUUACUUUUUUGGUAACAAAAACUAAAAUAAGGAAUAGAAAAGCUGUUUUUCAGGCUGACAGUCCAAUUAAGGGUAGUCGAGACCUUGCAUGGUAGAAUAGGAAUCAUAGUGUCAGUGAGGUCCAGUGAGUGUGUGUGAGUCCUUGUGUCAUCGUUCGGGGCACUGUUUUUUUAUGCAAGGGCAAAAAUCUUUGUAUCUGGGGAAAAAAAAAAACAACAGCAACUUUUUUUUAAAUUAAAAAGGAAAAUAAAAGAUAUUGAGGUCUUCCUAGUGUUACUUAAAUUAAGAUCAAGGUAAGCAACAUUGUAAAAAAUUACAAAAGUGCUAUUUGUUUCCUAAAAACAGUGAUUUCUAUUAAAAAGGUGUCAGAACUGGAGAAAA